Molecule: messenger RNA, 981 nt
Organism: Chaetomium strumarium
Lineage: Eukaryota; Fungi; Ascomycota; Sordariomycetes; Sordariales; Chaetomiaceae
Exons: 2
Coding region: 210-857 (215 amino acids)
Source: RefSeq, a predicted model, not a curated record
CCAGGCUAUGGUGUAGUCCGCAGUUAACCAAGGCAGCUUAUUACAGGAGCGUAUCUGUCUUCGGACGAGUUUGCCGGGCUAAUAUCACUCGCCUCAGGACUUAUGUACUAAGUCUGUUAAACCCACUUGCACGUCCGUGACUCCCUCACACUCUAACACCCAACAACCUCACUUCUCAUACUAGUACAUUCUUCAUUCCCAAGCCUGUAAUGUCCGCAUCCUCCUGGACAGUCACCAUGCAUCGACUUGUUUGUCCGGCAGACCUACGAGGACAUCUUCCGCGAGGUCAAGGCAAACCUGUGUCCCACUUCGACGCGUUUGUUUGGGCAGGUGGGAAAUCUUCCGCAGUCCGCGGCGAGUCGCUGACCAGCAGGGUGGCCGCAGGGAUACACAUAGUGUCGGUAGCGGCACAUGGUUAUAGUUUGGUUUUUAGUGAUGGAGGUUUCUUAGUCGUGUAUUGGGAUCUUAGCGUUAGUAGUGUGUGGUUCGAUAUUGGGUUCCUGCCCAGUUCGAUGCUUGAUCUGUAUCGGUAUUGUGAUGUCUUGUCCUCGUUCUUCUUAGAGAGACGAAGGAAGUCAUUUACAUACCUGAUUCAGCCUGUCGUUGUGGACUUGCCCUGCUGCUUUCUUGGGGCCCUCAGUGAGAUGCCCAUGAGGGCCGUAUCGCAGGCAUUGGCAGGGCCAUGUGUGCCAGGACUGCCGCAACCUCUUCCUGGCCCCCCCAUGACGAUUGGUCAACUAGCCUCAUUUCCGAACAACAUAUUCCAAGACGUGGCCAGUCUGGUGAUGGCACCGUCAGGAAGGCCAACCCGACCUGGGUUCGGAACAUUCCCGGGUCCGCGUUCAAGCUGGAUUUAGACGAGAAGAAAGUUUUGAUCAUGUCGGGGGAUUAGAAUUUGGCAUCAUCAGUAGCCAGUUGGACGGAUGGCCGCUCCUAGGACCGGACAAAGGAUCACUAUGGCGGUUGAUUGAUUUAUUAAAG